GAUUAUGCAAUUUUCAUUUAGCAGUCAGAGUCUUUUCAAAGGAAGAAUACUCGUAGCAGUUUCUUCGGUAUUUUCAAACUAAAAACUAGAGAUGGCUGACGUUAAAGAAAGUACUAAGGAAGUAUACCAGAAUAAUUUUAAAGGCGAAGAAUAUAAUGAAGAGUUGAAAGAUUUACUUCCUGCUGCAGAACCUAUUUUCGAAUUCUCCUUAGCUUUCAUACAAGAAGUAAUACAAUCAAAGAAAUUUGAAGGCACAAAGCUCCUUGAAAUCGGAAGCGCAAGCACUAUUCACAAUAUUGCAUCUGCUAGUUCUUACUAUACAAAUAUUGUCCAAAGUGAAUUUACCGAAUGCAGCCGUGAAGCUCUCAAGCGCUGGCAUAAAGGCGAAAUAAGUCUCGACUUCGCAUUCCUUAAGAUUGUCGCUAAACUUGAGGGUUAUGGAGAUGAUUUGGAAAAAGGUAGAAAGAUACUUGAAUCCAGAGUUCGAAACGCCGUUAAAUGUGUUGUUUCAUGUGAUCUUCUUUCAAAUGAGAUUCUGAAGAUGGAAGAAUUAAUUUCUUCGGAAACUCAACCACCUUAUGAUUUAAUUAUAACAAUGCUGACACUAGAAUCUGCGUGUCCAGAUUCUCAACACUUCCUUGCAGCUCUGAAGGGAAUCAAUAAACUGCUUAGAAAAGGAGGAGGAUUGGUAGCUUCAGGAUUCGAGAAUGGAGGAAGGUGGAAAGUAGGCAGGAAAUGGUUUCCUUACCUUCAGCAUAAUGUGCAAGAUAUUGUGCGUGCUCUAAAAGAAGCAGGCUUCGGAAAUAUCACUUUCAAAAUAUAUUAUCCCCAGGAAGCUAGAAUUUAUUAUAAGCAUGAUGACGUGUUUUACUGUUUUGCAGCAGAAAAACUGUAAAUGCACUAUGAACCUGUUUUCUUACAAGAAUCUAUUUUUUUGUACUAUAAGUGCUUAAUAAAAGAGCAUUUUGCAUAUUUUC
Stegodyphus dumicola is the source of this 977-nucleotide messenger RNA. RefSeq names its product indolethylamine N-methyltransferase-like. Gene Ontology annotation, molecular function: N-methyltransferase activity. Gene Ontology annotation, cellular component: cytosol. NCBI's taxonomy places the organism in Eukaryota, Metazoa, Arthropoda, Arachnida, Araneae, Eresidae. The record is from RefSeq and is a predicted model, not a curated record.